AUGCAGACCUCGCAAGUCAUCGUCUCGAGUCACUCUCCGAAGAAUAUCACCCCCACACGUGGCGCUCUCGAGCCAACUACGGUCCUGCGGAGUCGUCGGUACACAAAGAAGGCUAGGGUAUCCCCAGGGCAUACGAACAUCCGGGCUGGCUUCUGCUCCUCGGGGAGGGAACCCGAACCGCAGUAUCUGCCGCCCGGGUGGUCUGCUUACACGCAUCCCGAAGGGCAACGCUACUUCGCCCGAGAAUCGAAACCUAGGAUCAUCACGGAGGCCAAUCUCCAUUCACUUGCCACCCAAGACCUUGUGGCCGGCUAUAUCGAGGCGUUCGAACAGCAAUGCAUCGAGCAGAAGAUGCUCGUACCUGAUGACGCGGAGCUUUUCUUGGAGCCAGAUGUAGCUUCAACUUCGUGUGGUUACUAUCUGGUGGAUUGCUCGAGUCGGGUCGUCUUCUGGCUUGAGGAGGUGGCUAGCGACAUGCUGGACCUACCAGCAACCGUCACCGACUCGCAUCUUCGAAUUGCUCUGGAGGAGCACUACUGGACACACGUUGAAUACUUCGCUAUGCACCGUUGCCGCGAAGUGGACUUGUCGCUGGCACAGCUCAAGACCACUCUGCUACACGCACGAGUAGAUCAGAUGACAUCUGCGACUUCCACCUUCCCCUAUAACGCCAAGGAAUGUUCCGAAUUCUUGGAGGUCGUCAAGGCAGCCCAAGAAUGCGUGCUUGAUGGUCACAUCGUGGCAACCAUCGCUCGUCUGUGGAAUGUCAUACUGCACCACAGAUUUACGAUACACUACGGCGAGGAGCACGCCCGUCUCUCACGGGACCAGUCAAUAUUGGAUUGUCCCGCGACAACUCCGUCGCCAUUCUUCUGCAUCCUCUCGCGGCUCUUCUUCAGAAUACCAGAAGCCAAUGUACACCAGUUCGACCAGCUGUACGUCGACAACCUGGUCUACGCUGAGCCGUGGCGCGAGGCCAUGAAGGCGCACAGAGGCGACUGGCUCCUGCACGCCUCCUGGGCCCUCGCCCUUCUUAUCGUUGAUGUACUGUCGCUGAUCGUUCCGCAUGCUUCGCGCCAUCUGGCGCUGGCGUCGACGUUGUUCUGCAACAUGUCCCUUCUUUCAGCGGUGAUCUUGUCCAUGAGACAUCAUUGGGCCACGACCUCCGACGCCUCCGACGCCGCGACGUACCUCUCCGAGGCCCGCCGGGAAUCGUCUGGCUUCUGCUGGACCGCGUUCGCAUUCAGCCUCCCCAAGGCGCUCUUCCUCUGGGCGCUCGUCCUGUCCUCCAUGCAGGGCUUCGUGUGGCUCGCGGCUGUCGCCGAUCUGUAUGCGCUCAUUGCAGUACCGUUCCUCCUUGUCGCCAUCGCUCUUUGCAGCGGUGCGCUCCCCGGAACGUGGGAGCUGCCCGGUGCACAUUUCAUCGCCCGUCUUCGCGCCGCCUGCAGGCGACGCCGAGCGAAGGCGGACGAGUGCACGGUGUAG
Molecule: messenger RNA, 1485 nt
Organism: Rhodofomes roseus
Lineage: Eukaryota; Fungi; Basidiomycota; Agaricomycetes; Polyporales; Fomitopsidaceae
Exons: 7
Coding region: 1-1485 (494 amino acids)
Source: RefSeq, a predicted model, not a curated record